CAGCGCGCGUGCUAGUUUAUUUGCAGGAUUUACUCAUCUUUAGUUUAAGUUUGAGCGUUAAGUUUUGUGUUUAAAGGUUGUUAAUACAUAUAUCACACGAUAUACGCGAGUUUAAAUGGUGUUGGAUAUGAGUUCAUAUUUAACGUUACUCCAAUAUAAAUAACGCAUAAUGGCGUUUUAUGACGUGUACGCGCAUCCCGCUUUAAUAAGGUACAGGACUUGCGUUUGCACGCGAGCUACGCUGUUUGUCUGUGUGGUUUUAGGCCUCACUUAUAUUUCACCUCUUCUGGUGGCUUACAGAAGUCAAGGUUUCUGGCUAAAGAGGAACUCAUAUGAAGAGCAGCCCGUCGUUAAAUUCCAGUAUGACCUGAUUUUGCUCGGUGUAACAGACACAACAGGCAAUUAUUUAGCAUGGAGCACAUUUCCCAACUUUAAUCGACUGAUUGGAGACAAUUUACGCAUCCCUGAAAUAUCUGCUCAAGAGGAGGACAAGAACCAGGAUGGGAAGUCUGACGUUCUCCUGCUCCAGAUCAGCGUCCCGCUCAAACCAGCAGAGCAGAUGUUCAGCGUUCAGCUCCUCCUCACCUUCUCCUACCAGCUGUUUCGAAUGUCGACUGUGGUGAUGCAGACGCUGGCCUUCAUACAGCACUCAUCUCCUGUUCCCGGCUCUCAGCUCUUUAUCUGUGGAGACCUGAGGCUAAACCAGCGAACUCCUCUUCCUCACAGAGGUUUACACAGUACCUACAACGUGUCUGUGAUUGAUGGAUCCAGUCCAUUUGCGAGUACAUAUGACCUGACCAACAUCAUAAGACUCUAUCAGCAGAGGAACUUGACGACGCAUCUCUCUGGUGUCAUUCCCGUGUGGACGGUGGGCAGAGCGGCAAACGCUCCUUUUCAGAUCAGCGCACAGAUCCACUAUCCAGUAGAGAUGAUUGAUUAUCGGCCGGGCUUCUGGGAAACCAUAAAGUUCGCCUGGAUCCAGUAUGUCAGCGUCCUGCUCAUCUUUCUGUGGGUUUUCCAGCACAUUCAGACGUUCAUCUUUCAAAACCAGGUUUUACCCACCAUCACCAUACCACCGUUUAAACAGCACAGAUCCUGAGACCUCCGGUUUUUGUGUGUGUUUUUACAUUAGCUUGCAUAUACUGUAGAAUUAUCAGUCAUUAAGAGUUGUGCUCCUAUUUAUAGUUCAGUUUUCAGUACAUUGGUAUGAAAUUCCCAACAGCAUGCAUGUGUAAUCUCCAGUUUUUCCGGUUUCAGGACGUUUCGAGUUCAACCACUUAUUGUGCAAGAUAAUGUUUGCUUUGUGACAUUAGUGGGAAAGUGUAGAAAUGUAUACAACUGGCAUAGGCCUAACCUUAUUUUUCUAUCUUAAUUUGCAUAAAAAAUGACUUGAAAGA
Danio rerio (zebrafish) is the source of this 1397-nucleotide messenger RNA. It is a transcript of the gene tmem231, whose product is annotated as transmembrane protein 231. Lineage: Eukaryota; Metazoa; Chordata; Actinopteri; Cypriniformes; Danionidae. Gene Ontology annotation, cellular component: ciliary membrane. The record is from RefSeq and is marked provisional.